Messenger RNA from Fusarium sp. VM40, 6879 nucleotides. The record is from the annotation of a GenBank genome assembly. NCBI's taxonomy places the organism in Eukaryota, Fungi, Ascomycota, Sordariomycetes, Hypocreales, Nectriaceae.
AUGGCUUCCCAUCUCAAGCUCUAUCUCUUCGGAGACCAAACCUUUGAGAUCCAGCCUCAUCUGAAGAACCUUCUCCAGAAGCGCGACAACCUCUUCCUUCAAGAAUUCCUUGGCCAGGCUUACAAUGCCAUCCGUGCCGAUCUGUUCAGACUCCCGUACAGUGUUCGCAAGGAUCUUCCUCGCUUCACCUGUCAGGAGGAUCUUCUCCUCUGGGAUCAGAGCGGUAGGCGAUGUGUUGCUUUGGACAUGGCAAUGACUACUUUGUAUCAGCUUGGUACUUUUAUCAGUCAAGCGGGGAUUGCUUCAUAUGAUGCCCAGAAUACAAGGGUCGUCGGUCUCUGCACAGGUGCUUUUGCAGCCGCUGCCGUUAGCUGCAGUAGCUUCACGGCAGAUCUGAUCCCCAUGGCUGUAUCUUCUGUCAUUACUGCUUUCAGAACUGGCUUGCUUGUCACAGAUACUGCCCGGAGAGUCGACCCUUCUCAGGAUCUCAGUCAGAGUUGGGCGGUCCUUGUUCCUGGACAGAAGGCUUCCGCCAUGUUGAAAGAGUUCUGUGACUCUCAUGACAUGCCCUUGACCAGCAAGCCCUACAUCAGCGCAUACGCAACAAAUGGCAUCACCGUCAGCGGCCCACCCAAGCGCCUUGUUCAACUUACACAGUUCCUCACUACGAAGGGUGUUACCUCCAGAAGCAUUCCCAUUUAUGGCGCAUACCAUGCUCCUCACCUCUACUCCAAGGAAGAUGCACGACGUAUUGUUGCAAGCCUGAUGCUCAAUAAGGCCACCGCUCUGUCUGAGCAGAUUCCUCUUCUCUCAAGCACAGGAUUCAAGCCCGAAGAGCGAAGUUUCGCAACGCUCCUGGAGGACGCUGUUGCUCAGGCUUUGCUUCAACCCCUUCGCUGGGGUGUCAUCUUUGAUGAUGUCCAGACUUCUUUGGCGGAUGCUUGUUCUGAGCAGUUCUCGGUUGUACCGAUUGGUACGACCGCUGAGCAUCUCAUCUACACUGCCCUCAAGAAAACAUCUCUGCGCUCUCUUGUUCCCGAUACAGCAGUCUAUAAGGAGCAGAGCAAGGUCAAUAGCUUACCAGAGUCUGGCACCAGCAAGCCAAAGCUCGCCAUUGUUGCAAUGUCAGGUCGAUUCCCCGGCGCCAAAGAUAAUGAAGCUUACUGGGAUCUUCUCUACCAAGGUCUAGACGUUCACAAGCCCGUCCCGAGUCUUCGCUGGGAUCAAAAGACCCAUGUUGAUCCAACUGGCCAGACCAAGAAUACGGGUGCUACACCCUUUGGCUGCUGGCUCGACGACCCAGCUGAGUUCGAUGCUCGUUUCUUCAACAUCUCACCCAGAGAGGCCCCUCAGAUCGAUCCUGCCCAGAGACUGGCUCUCAUGACAGCCUAUGAAGCGAUUGAGCAAGCAGGUAUCGUCCCAGAUGCAACCCCGUCCACUCGUCCUGAUCGCGUGGGGAUCUUCUACGGCGUCACCAGCAACGAUUGGUUAGAGACCAACAGCGCCCAAAACAUCGACACUUACUUCAUCCCCGGCGGUAACAGAGCUUUUAUCCCGGGCCGCAUCAACUACUUCUUCAAGUUCAGCGGCCCCAGCUACGCCGUCGACACAGCGUGCUCGUCUAGUUUGGCUGGUAUCCAUCUCGCCUGCAACGCCCUCUGGCAAGGAGACGUUGAUACUGCGAUUGCUGGCGGUACCAAUGUUCUUACUAACCCGGACUUCCAUGCUGGUCUUGAUCGCGGGCACUUCCUUUCGCGAACUGGAAACUGCAAGACUUUCGAUGAUGGUGCCGAUGGGUACUGUCGUGGUGAGGGUGUUGCCACUAUCAUCAUGAAGCGACUCGACGAUGCCAUUGCUGAAAACGAUCCUAUUCUGGGUGUUGUUCUUGGUGCGUACACGAAUCACUCAGCCGAGUCGGAGUCGAUCACUCGUCCGCAUGUUGGUGCCCAGCGGGUUAUCUUUAACAAGAUCUUGAAUGAAGCUGCUGUUGAUCCUUAUUCAGUCAGCUAUGUCGAGAUGCAUGGAACAGGUACCCAAGCCGGCGACGCGACAGAAAUGUCCAGCGUCCUCGAAACAUUCGCACCGCCUAUAACCGACGGCAAGGUCACUCGAACAAGUGAUCAAAAGCUCUACAUCGGCUCAGCCAAAGCCAACAUCGGCCACGGCGAAGCUGCCUCGGGUGUCUGCAGUGUCAUCAAGGUCCUACAGAUGAUGAAGAAGAACACCAUCGUUCCGCAUUGCGGCAUCAAGACUAAGAUCAAUCAUCGCUUCCCAACCGACCUUACGCAGCGCAACGUUCGUAUUGCGCUUGAGCCAACUGUUUGGGAGAAAGGUAGUGCUGAGAGUCCUAGACGGGUCUUUGUCAAUAACUUCAGUGCUGCGGGCGGAAACUCGGCAUUGUUGAUUCAGGAUGCGCCGCCUAGGAAGCUUCUCCCUGCUGGGUCUGACUCAAGAGUUCAGUUUCCUAUUGCUGUCACUGCCAAGAGUGGUGUUUCUCUCCAAGGCAAUCUGAGAUCUCUUGCCAAGUGCCUCAGAGAGAACCCCCAGGUGUCUCUACCUGAGCUCUCUUACACAAGCACAGCUCGUCGCAUCCACCACCAACAUCGAGUUCUCUUCACAGGCGCCACGGUCGAAGAGGUUUGCUCCAAGGUCGAAACCGCUCUUGUGAACAACACUGGCGUCAGCCGUCCCAAGAGCGCGCCCAAGGUCAUAUUCACCUUUACCGGUCAGGGAGCGCAAUACCCUGGAAUGGGAAAGCAACUCUUUGAGGAAAACGCUUUCGUACGCAAUGAGCUUCUUCAACUUGACCAGAUUGCCCAGAAUCUCGGUUUCCCCUCUAUGCUGCCCUUCAUUCAAUCCGAGGAACCAGAUGUUAGCAAGUUUGCACCUUCACUUGUGCAACUAGCCAGCGUUUGUCUUCAGAUUACACUCAGCAAACUUUGGGCUUCUUGGGGAAUUGUUCCCACUGCUGUUGUGGGACACAGUCUUGGCGAAUAUGCUGCUCUCAACGUCGCUGGGGUUCUCUCAGAUACCGACACCCUCUUCCUUGUUGGGGGUAGAGCCCAAUUGCUUGAACAGAAGUGCACUCGUGGUACGCAUGCAAUGCUCAUGGUGAAGGGGUCACAGGAGGAAAUCGCUGAGGCUCUGAAGGGCCAGGAGUAUGAGACUGCUUGCAUCAACUCGCCUAGUGAGACUGUUCUUGCUGGACAGAACGAGCAGAUCGCUAAGCUCAAGGAAGUUCUGACUGCAGCAAGCUUCAAGACCACACUCCUCAAGGUCCCUUACGCCUUCCACUCAUCUCAGUUGGAGCCGAUGGUGUCAGAUAUCGAGGCGCUUGCCAACAAAGUGACCUUCUCCGCGCCAAACAUGCCGGUCCUUUGUCCUCUAGACGGCAGCGUCGUCGAAGACAGAAAUGUGUUCAGUGCUUCAUAUUUGGCAAAGCACUCUCGCCAACCUGUCAACAUGCUUUCCGCAUUGACUACUGCCUAUCGCGAUGGACUCAUCACCAAUCAGUCCAUGAUUCUCGAAGUUGGUCCCCACCCUGCGGUUGCGGGUAUGAUCAAGCCUACCCUCGGUCAGCAGAUAGCUUGUGUCGCUUCACUCUCCCGCGGCAGAACACCAUGGGAGAUGCUAGCCGGUGCACUCAAGAGUCUGUACGAUGCUGGAGCAAGCAUCAACUGGGCUGACUAUCAGAGCAACUUCCCGAACGCUCAUUCUGUCGUUCCUCUUCCCGCUUAUAGCUGGGAUCUCAAGGAAUACUGGAUGCAAUACGUCAACGAUUGGUCGCUGCGCAAGGGCGAUCCUCCUCUGAUCAUCAACAAUGCGCCCAAACUUGAGAGCACGACUAUCCACACUGUUGUUGAGGAGAGUGGCGAUUCAAAGAAGACGCACAUCGUUGUCGAGGCAGACAUUGCUCGCAAGGAUUUGAGCCCUCUCGUUCAAGGACAUGAAGUCGAUGGCAUCCCGCUUUGCACCCCAUCUGUUUACGCAGACAUGGCCUUGACUUUGGGCAAGUACCUACUUGAGCGAUAUCAGCCCCAGAAGAAGGACGAUAUGGUUGUUGUUUCGGACAUGGAUAUCACCAAGGCUUUGAUCCUGCGAGGUGAUGGCUCGAAGCAGCCUGUCCAAGCUCAUGCUGAGGCGGAUUGGUCGUCUCAAUCUGUGGCGAUGAAGUUCAUGUCUUUUGAUAAUAAGGGUAGCCUCCAACAACAUUCCAGCUGUGUCGUCCGUUUCAAAGACCGCACCCAUCAACAAGCCCUCCAGAGCCAGGCUCGCGAUACCAAGCAGAAGAUGCAAACCCUUCGCAACCAAAUCACCACCGGUGAGAGCGCACGCUUCAAUCGCCCCAUGGCUUAUCGCAUGAUUCGUCCUCUGGCUCGUUUCCACGACGACUACCGCGCCAUCGACGAGGUCGUUCUCAACAGCGAGACUUUGGAGGCUUCAAGUCAGAUCAGUUUCGGCACUGUUAAACGUGACGGUGACUUCCACACUCAUCCUGCUGUUAUCGAUGCUCUCACUCAGUCAUGCGGUUUUGCUAUGAACUGCAAUGAUAAGACUGACAUUGAUGUGGAUGUUUACAUGAACCAUGGCUGGGGGUCUCUUGAGCUGUUUGAGCCUUUGGACUUUGACAAGGCUUAUACUACAUACACUCAGAUGCACGAAGGAAAGGAUAAGCUUUGGUACGGUGAUGUGACCAUCUUCGACGGAGACAGGGUUGUUGCUUUCUUUGGUCAGAUUGCGAUCCAGGGUGUUCCACGACGAGUUCUCAAGGUUAUCCUCUCAAUUGAGAGCGGCAAGAAGACUCAACCUCAGCGCCAGACUCAAGACCAACCCCGCAACACAACCCCUUCAGUCUCGAGGGAUUCGCUUCCCAAGAUGACACAGAGUAAGCCCAUCGCCAAGGUUGAACCGCAGAGGUUCACAACCGCGAUCCGCAUCAUCUCAGAAGAGAGCGGUAUCGACAUUGCCGACUUUACCGACAGCACUACCUUCUCAGACGUAGGCGUCGACUCCCUCCUCGGCCUCACAAUCUCUGCUCGUUUCCAAGAGGAGCUCGACAUAGACCUUGACUUCAACGCGCUCUUCUUCGAGCACCCAACUGUUAAAGACCUCAAGGCCUUCCUGCAAGGUUCCGAAGAAGACGUCAGCGGAAGCUCGUCCUCAGCGGCCAGCGAUUCAGGUCGUGAGUCAGGAACAGGCGGAAGUGCUACACCUGAGCUACAAGAAGAGUUUGCGGAUUCCAUCGAGAUUGAGUUUGAGCGUGCUCUUGAGAUCAUCUCUGAGGAGAGUGGUGUUGCGAGAGCUGAUCUUGAUGAUGACACGAACUUUGCUGAUUGUGGUGUUGACUCUCUUCUGUCGUUGGUCAUUGCAAGUCGAUUCCAAGAUGCUUUUGGGUUGGACGUUGGCCAUGAACAGGUAUUCAUGGAUUGCCAGACUGUGGCAGAUCUGAGAGCCAUGUUGGCAAAGGAAAUGGGGUUAUCGACCAACUCCUCGACCGUUCCUGCAAACCUGCCCGCAGAAAUCCCAGCACCCGUUGUGUCUGAGGCUGUUGCUGAAGAGGUCUCGAUUACUCACAGCGAUAUAUCCACUCUAUCUAUUCGGGAGAAAGCCAUCAGCGAUCUUGUCCACAAAUAUACCGCUGGCUUCUUAGCACCAACCUCCAACCCCUCUGGUUCGCGUCCCGGUAAGAACGAGAACGUCGUGCUCGUCACCGGAGCGUCGGGUGGUCUCGGAAGUCAUCUCGUCUACGCCCUCGCACAGCUCGAAGAAGUCCGGGCCAUCAUCUGCGUCAACCGCGCCAACAGAGAGGAUCCCUCCACCCGCCAGUACAAGGCUAUGAGGGACAAGGGCAUCCGCUUCCCGGAGAACCUGAAGUCGAAGCUGCGAAUCUUCGCGACAGAUACCUCUAAGCCCAAGCUGGGACUUUCUGACGGUGACUAUGCCAGCAUGACUCAAUCUGUAACGCACAUCAUCCACAACGCCUGGCCCAUGAGCGCCAAGCGUCCUCUCUCUGGCUUCGAGUCGCAGUUCCAAGUCUUCCGCAAUCUUCUCGAUCUCGGUCGCGAGUGCGCUUCCGGACGUCCUGAGGACUUCAAGUUCAGCUUUCAGAUGGUAUCUUCAAUUGGAGUCGUUGGUCAGUGGGGCAUCGCUGCUGGCCAAACUGGUAAGAUUGUUGUGCCUGAGCAGAGAGCUACCAUCGAUUCGCUUCUUGGUAAUGGCUAUGCAGAAGCCAAAUGGGGUUGCGAGAGGAUGCUUGAUGAGACUCUUCACAAGUACCCCAACCGAUUCCGUCCCAUGGUUGUUCGUCUUGGUCAGAUUGCUGGGUCGAAAACUAGUGGCUACUGGAACCCCAUGGAGCAUUUCGGAUUCCUCAUAAAGUCAUCUCAGACUCUAAACGCUCUGCCCGAUGUUGAUGGUAACCUUAACUGGACGCCUGUCAAUGACAUCGCUGAUACUCUCACUGAUCUUGUCUUGUCCGACACCACCCCGUAUCCCAUCUACCACAUUGACAACCCAGUUGGACAGCAAUGGCGCGAUGUCAACAACAUUCUCUCCCAAGUCCUCCGCAUUCCCAACAAAGUCCCCUUCAAAGAGUGGCUCGAUCUCGUGCGAAAGGCUCCUCAACAGGACAACCCUGCCUCACUCUUGGCCGAUUUCUUGGAGGAGACGUAUCUGCGCAUGGCUUGCGGUGGACUUGUCCUCGAUGUCAAGCACACACUUGAGCACUCAAAGUCUUUAGCUGCCGUCGGCCCUGUUUCAGAGAAUGUAGUCCGGAAGUACAUUCAUAUAUGGAAGGAGAUUGGGUUCUUGAAGACUACUACUGAGGAUAGAGCUGGGUUUGAGGCUGAGAGGGCUCGACUCUGGGGGCCUAGGGUGUAA